AUGCCUUUCGCUGUCGGUAGUUCCGUUACCAAACAAGACCUCGCCGUCGCCCAGGCUGAGGCGCCUCAGCUCGCCAAGGUCAAAUGGUGGGCUGAUCCUGGCAUGCGCCAGCUGUACUUUUACGCCGCAAUUCUCUGUGUCUGUUCAGCUACCACCGGUUACGAUGGUUCCAUGUUGAACACGUCCCAGGCUAUGGACGACUGGCAGGAUUACUUUGGACACCCUACGGGCUCCAAGCUCGGUAUUCUCAACUCCAUCUACCAGAUUGGUAGUAUUGCCAGUUUCCCUUUCGCUCCCUUCAUGGCUGAUCACUUUGGCCGAAAGCUUCCCAUCGCCGUGGGAUGUCUUAUUAUGAUUCUUGGCGCUUUCCUUUCAGCCUUUACCAACGGCUACGGCAUGUACCUUGGCGGUCGAUUCCUCGUCGGUUUCGGAAACUCUUUGGCUCAGCUGUCUUGCCCUGUCCUCCUUACCGAGAUCUGCCAUCCCCAGCACCGUGCUAUCGUCUCUGCCAUCUACAACUGUUUGUGGAACUUGGGAGCCACACUCUGCGCUUUCAUCGGUCUCGGUACGAUCAACAUCAGCAGCAACUGGUCAUGGCGAAGCAUCACCUUGAUCCAGGCUGUUCCCUCCCUCAUCCAGAUCACCUUCAUCUGGUGGAUCCCCGAGUCUCCCCGAUGGCUCAUGGCCAACGAGCGCCACGAAGAAGCUCUCACCAUCCUCUCGAAAUACCACGCCAACGGCGACUCCAACAACGCGACCGUGCAGUUCGAAUACAAUGAGAUCAAGGACACCAUUGCCCUCGAGUACCAGGCCAAGAAGACCGGUAGCUACAUUGACUUUAUCCGAACCAAGGGAAACCGUUACCGUCUUAUGCUCUUGAUCUCUCUUGGUAUCAUUUCGCAGUACUCUGGUAAUGCCCUGAUCAGCAACUACUCCAACAUUAUCUACGAGGGCGCUGGAAUCAAGGAUCAGGCUCAGAAGACUGGAUUGAAUGCUGGAGAGAACAUGCUCAAGCUUUUCGUUGCCAUUGGUUGUUCGCUGGGAAUUGAUCGCUUUGGUCGUCGCCCACUCUUCCUUACUGCCACCGUUGGCAUGCUGUUGUUCUUCCUCGCCUGGACAAUCGUCGCCGCCCGCUUUGAAGCCAGUGGCAAGACUGAGAUCAAGCGCCUCGGAUAUCCCCAGAUUGCCCUUAUCUGGCUCUUCGACGUCUGUUACUCCAUCGCCUGGUCCGGUCUGAUCGUCGCCUACGCUCUGGAGAUCUGCCCCUUCAGACUCCGUGCCCGAGGUCUCAUGAUCAUGAACUUCUUCAUCCAGGUUGCUCUCACCAUUGGUAACCAGACCAACCCCGUCGCUCUCGAGAACCUUCCCAACAACUGGAACUUCUGGUGCUUCUACACCGUCUGGAUCGCUGUCGAGCUCGUCUUUGUCUUCUUCUUCUACGUUGAAACCAAAGGCCCUACCCUCGAAGAGAUUGCUAGAAUCUUUGAUGGCGAUGAUGCCAAUGUCGCGCAGGUCAACUACAACGACAGCGAGAAGCAGGCUGCUAUCGAGACCUCGGAGCCGAUACAUCAUGAGCGUAAGGAGCUGUAA
Fusarium pseudograminearum CS3096 is the source of this 1590-nucleotide messenger RNA. RefSeq lists its product as uncharacterized. Gene Ontology annotation, molecular function: carbohydrate:proton symporter activity. The transcript has 7 exons. Gene Ontology annotation, cellular component: membrane. Gene Ontology annotation, biological process: transmembrane transport; carbohydrate transport. The record is from RefSeq and is a predicted model, not a curated record. The coding region runs from base 1 to 1590 and encodes 529 amino acids. Lineage: Eukaryota; Fungi; Ascomycota; Sordariomycetes; Hypocreales; Nectriaceae.